CUGUUCUCCAUUCGAGUGCCAACCAUAACCCACCACCGUCAGCUCUGAUACCAGUUUGAUGGAACCCAGCACCUUUACAGAUCUCUACUCAACUUAAACGCACACACACAACUCAAAUGCAACAAUACAAUAUAACCAAGCACACAUUCAUCAAGAUUCCAACACCAAAUCCAACCACAACUCAGAAUAAUGGAAAAUGCUAUAUUGAUAAUGGUAAAGAGUUAAGGAAACAAAGGUUGCUGAAAUGAAACAGUAAACAAAAACACCACUGGUCUUCGAGGGCCAGUACCUCCCACAAUCAAUUCAUGAAACAACAAAAAUGACAUCCUCUUCUGUGGUACCACUACUCUUUUAUUCUGACACCAAAUCCUAACUAACAGGACACCUGUCUUUGGUGAUUUACCCCUUUUGCCCUUGUCUUCCCUUGCUUGUCCUGCGUGAGUACCAGCUGUGUAUUUCGGGUCCAUCAAGUUCUAGGAUAUAUAUUGAUUUAUCUGUUUGUUAAGUGAGCUAUAAGAAAAUUACAAAUGAUGGUGCAACUUAGUUGAAAAAUCUUGGUAAAUUCUUCCUUUCAAAUUGACAUGUAGAAGUUCACUUUUUUGUCCAACCAGAUAUGACUAACCUUUUAUACAUGAAUGUUUAGGAAAACUAGUGCAACAUAUAGUUCUACUCCAUCGUCAUCGGUCAUCACAACAUAAUUAUCUGUUCUUUUAGGAUGACAAGUAACUGCCUGAAUAUUGGAUAAACUAGGUACAUCAAAGGCUACCUAUUAAGGUUCAAGCUCCACUUGGUUCCAAAUUUAUUAAAAUAUUAUCACAAUUUAUUCCUUAAGGAGAAUUUAAUGCUAACUUCUACGGGCACAUCUGUUUCUACUGAAAAUGCUAAUGGCUCUAUGCAUGUGUCUUCAGGUAAUCUCACUUUGCUGGAAAGAAGGCUCUUCAAAAUCUGGACUGGUAGGCAUGAAAAAGGUUGCAAAAGGCUACAAAGAUGGGAAGAGGGUUGGGUUCGUGAAAUUAUCACCAGGUAUUGAUCUUUAUGUUUACCCUCAUAGUGACAGCAUAAUCACAAUACUUGCAAAGCAUGGUUUCUUCAAGGGCAUGGCUGCUGUUGUAGACAACCAAGACUCUUUGAUUGGUUGUGUUGUAUGGCGAAGAAAUAUAGCAUCUGCUAAUUCUGCUGCAAAGAAAUCUGACGGAAAGAUUUGUUCCUCAUCAGGACACCUUCUCAACUCUUCAUCAAACUCUUCUAGGAAAAUAUCCAUAAGAAAAGAUUUGUGUUGUAAACAAUCAACUCAGGAUCCCAUUCCAGUUGCAUCAGAAACUAAGAGCACCACUCAUGAGAGUGCAGGAAACUGUGGAAAUGGAGGCAAACAUCAAAAGACAAGUGAAGUUGAACUUGAAUUGCAUAAUUCUUCUGCCAGUGCUAAUCUGUCUCUGACACCUUCAGUUCUGAAUCCUGAAUCAUUUUUGCAAUCCAAAGGUUCUAAGGAAUCUGCCUCUCUCCAGAGCUCAGUGGCACAGCCUGAAGUUGAAACACCACUUAUACAACACAAGUCAAGCAUAGAAGAGAGACCCGAACCAGUUUUGGAACUUCAGAAACCUGUUUUGUCUCUCUCAUCUAAGUUCGCAAUGCAACCUAUACGUACUCUUGACAAUGAUGACCUUCCUGAAUUUGACUUUAGAACUGAAUGUGGCAUAUCUCAUCCAAUGAGCAAACCUUUGGAUUCUGUGACUGUUGAGAAGAAACUUCCAGCUGAAGGAUUAAGGAAAAUGGAUUGGUCGUUGCAGCCGGCCAUGUCAAUGGUAAAGUCACUAUCAGCUUUCAAACAACCAAGAUUGGAAAUUUUCAAUCUUCCUAGGCUUCCACUGGAUGCCAUUCAGAGAAUGCCUCUGCUGAAGGAAGUUUCUGUAAAUGGAGAAAAACAAAACACUCAAAGCAGAUGUAUUAUGCAACCAGUUAGUGCAACUGCAUCAAAGAAUCUUUUCAAUGAUGAUGACGACGACGACGACGACAUGCCUGAAUGGUGCCCACCAAAUGUGGAGCUUUGCAAACGAUCAGUAGCACCAAAUGCAGAGCUUCGCAAACGAUCAGUACCACAGCCCACGACUUUGGUCCACUCAGAAGUACCUAACUCAGCAUUUCAAAGUUCCUCUGCAAGCUAUCCGAGUCGGGUUGAGCUUUGCAAACAAUCAGUACCACAGCCCACGACUUUGGUCCACUCAGAAGUUCCUAACUUAGCAUUUCAAAGUUCUUCUGCAAGCUAUCCAAGUCGGGUUGAUUAUCCUACUUUUACCCAACCAUUCCCUCAAGCAUUCCCUCGAGGUAAUCAUUGCUCCAUAAACAUUACUAUGAAACUGAUGCAGCCAAGAUCCACUGAAACGUUUGUACCAAGGGGCUUCAAUGCAAAUCCUGCUUUGAGGCCACCUCCCAACGUAUUUUCUGUCUAUCAUCCCGUCCACCCAACAGGAUGGAGAGGUUGGAGGCCAUGAUACUGGCAGUGCUGUGAAUCUAGUGUCCUGCAACUCUUUAUUAGUAGCGUUAGAAGUCAAAGAUUUCCAAAACUCCUGGUUGAGAUAGACAUUACAUAGUCAAAGCCCCAGUUUUUAAGAAAGGCCAAUUUGUAUAUAAGCAACAAACUAAUCUGCUGGUUCUGGCACGAAAAGUUGAAUUUUACAGUUUUUGAGACCCUUGACUUCUACAAUAUACAGAAUCAAGUACCAUUAUAGUCUUUCUCACUAAAACAGCUGAUUUUUCUGAUCAAAUUAGUUGAAUGUGACGAUAUUAA
Pistacia vera is the source of this 2785-nucleotide messenger RNA. RefSeq lists its product as uncharacterized. Lineage: Eukaryota; Viridiplantae; Streptophyta; Magnoliopsida; Sapindales; Anacardiaceae. The coding region runs from base 879 to 2489 and encodes 536 amino acids. The transcript has 2 exons. The record is from RefSeq and is a predicted model, not a curated record.